AUCUUUAUCAAGUAGUUUGCGUUUCACCGGCCACGGAGAUACACGUAAACAAUGUCUCGGCCAGUUUUAUCGUCGCAUGUAUUAGAUACAUCUACUGGGCGCCCCGCGGCAGGACUAUUUGUGGAAUUAUAUAAAAAUAAAGACAGUUCGUGGACAUUAUGGCAUAGUUCUAUGACGACCAGUGACGGCAGGAUACAGUUUCCGUUUUCAAAUGACUCCAUGGCGGCAGGAACAUACAAGCUAUUGUUUAAAGUCGGUGAUUAUUACAAAAUGCACGAUAAGGAGACGAUAUACCCAUUUGUCGAGAUCACAUUCAACACCAAAGACGGCGAGCACUACCACAUACCACUACUGCUGAGCCCCUACGGAUAUACUACUUACAGAGGAAGUUAAUCUACUACUAUUAAUAUUACUAGUCACCACUUUUUAAUAAAUCUAUCUUUACUAUUCAA
This is a messenger RNA of Helicoverpa armigera (cotton bollworm), 452 nucleotides long. Its product is annotated as 5-hydroxyisourate hydrolase. Lineage: Eukaryota; Metazoa; Arthropoda; Insecta; Lepidoptera; Noctuidae. The coding region runs from base 52 to 393 and encodes 113 amino acids. The transcript is spliced from 2 exons. Gene Ontology annotation, biological process: purine nucleobase metabolic process. The record is from RefSeq and is a predicted model, not a curated record. Gene Ontology annotation, molecular function: hydroxyisourate hydrolase activity.